AAGCAAGGGGAGGGGAAGAAAGAAAGACUUCAUGACAUUAAAACUCAUUCAUUAAUUCAAACGAGAAACCGAACGACGGCUACAACAUCAAAACCCUCGCCGCGUAUUAACUCGAGCAGAAUUCAACUUUAAAAUAUAUAUACAGCUGGAGAUAAUACGUUUAUUUUGUGUUAUUUUUAUUUAGAAAACACUAUUAUUUGUACUCUAAAGAAAACUGCAAAACGCAUCGCAGUAGUGGUGAAAAAGCCGUGCGCGUGAAACAUCUGAUCCUCACGUUACUUCCACUCGCUCUGCGUUUGACUUGUUGGCGGGGCGUUGGUGCCUUGGACUUUUUUUUCCUCCUUCUCUUCUCUUCUUCGCGGCUCGGUCCACUACGCUGCUCGAGCGGAAUCUGCUUUAUUCGACCACACUACCCCUAAAGUAACACAUUAAAAUGGCCGGAUCAAACAGCAUCGAUGCCGUUAAGAGAAAAAUCAAAGUUUUACAACAGCAAGCAGAUGAGGCAGAAGAAAGAGCCGAGAUUUUGCAGAGACAGGUCGAGGAGGAGAAGCGUGCCAGGGAGCAGGCUGAGGCUGAGGUGGCUUCUCUGAACAGGCGUAUCCAGCUGGUUGAGGAAGAGUUGGAUCGUGCUCAGGAGAGACUGGCCACAGCCCUGCAAAAGCUGGAGGAAGCUGAGAAGGCCGCAGAUGAGAGUGAGAGAGGGAUGAAGGUGAUUGAGAACAGGGCUCUGAAGGAUGAGGAGAAGAUGGAGCUGCAGGAGAUCCAGCUUAAGGAGGCCAAGCACAUUGCUGAGGAAGCUGACCGCAAAUAUGAGGAGGUGGCGCGUAAGCUGGUGAUCGUUGAGGGAGAGUUGGAGCGUACAGAGGAGAGAGCAGAGCUUGCAGAGAGCCAUGUCAAGCAGAUGGAAGAGGAGCUGAGAGCUCUUGACCAGACACUGAAGACUCUCCAGGCCUCAGAGGAGAAGUAUUCCCAGAAGGAGGACAAGUAUGAGGAAGAAAUCAAGAUCCUCACUGAUAAGCUGAAGGAGGCUGAGACCCGUGCUGAGUUUGCUGAGAGGUCUGUGGCCAAACUGGAGAAAACCAUUGAUGAUUUGGAAGAGAAACUGAGAGAUGCUAAAGAGGAGAACAUCAAGAUCCAUGCCACUUUGGACCAGACCCUGAGCGAGCUCAAUAGUUUCUAAAGAAGACCUGGAGCAGAAAAAAAGGCCUUUUCUUCCCUUCUUGAAUCCCUCAUCUCAUUUGGUUUCUUUGUUUCUGCACAUCUGAUUCUCCCUUUUUUUUCUUCUCUUCCUCUGCUGGAGGAUAAGCUCACCAAGCCAACCAGCAAAAAUGUGGUGCCUCAAUUUUUCCAAACUACUAUCCCAAGUGAUUUGAGAAAUUAUCUACUACGGUACUCCUCAAGAGUCAAAUGUUGACCUCGGGGAGCCUUUUUUUGGUAUUGCUCCAUGAUCAGAGCUUUACGAUUUAGUGUUUUCCGCAUAUCAGCCCAAACUCUCAAUGAUAAUUUUACUGGAGGCUGAUUUUUGUAACAUUUUGUGCCAUAAAAGCCUUGUUGGCGGUCUAUUGCUUGGCUUUAGAUCAUUCUCAAGCCAUUUUUUCCUGUUGUUGAUUUGACACAGGUUGUUUUUGCUGGUCUUGUUGGUGCCUGGUCCACUGCUGUCCUCUUCACACCUCUUCUUUUUUUUUUUCCAUCCUGCACAAGUUUCUGCUGCUUAGUCGGCAUCACCGGUUUUGGGACCAAAACCACAUCAUGUGGUCUGUAACAGUAUGCACAACCAUGCCGUGAGGACCAAUUUGUUUUAUUAUUGUUAUUAUUAUUAAAAGCCUUUGCUUCCAUUCGGAGUUUGUUUUUUUGAGUAAUAUAUGUAUUCAUUAUUUGGGUCGAAUCCCCUUGCUUUUUAACACAAAUGUUUUGCAAACCACUAUUUGAAAUGCUGCACUGUUAUGGGCUUAUGGUGAGCAGAUGAGGCCAAGUCAUGGUUUCUUCAUUAAUAUUUUUUUUUUCAUUUGCUUUAAAGAGCCAUAUUCUACCCAGGGAAGAAAGGUUGAAGUUGUUUUUUUUGUUGUUUUUUUUUACCGCAAGUUCAAAGCAGUGGCACUGCCAGAUUUAAAAGGUCCAAAAGCCGUGCAGAUCUAAAAUAUGUAUUAUGAACACAGUAAAUGGGAGCGAAAUGUAACACUUAAUAGUAUACAAAUUUAAGAAAAGGGGGUGAACACAUAGUUUUAACUGGAAAAAGCCCACAAUGAUGUGUAAUCACUUUGUUACUGUCUGUAUCUUGUGUAAUGAUACCUAAAUUCUUUUUUUUAAAUAAAAACCAUGAUUUUUACUGUCAUAGAA
Messenger RNA from Danio aesculapii, 2337 nucleotides. RefSeq names its product tropomyosin 3 (gene tpm3). Gene Ontology annotation, molecular function: actin filament binding. The transcript has 8 exons. Gene Ontology annotation, biological process: muscle contraction; actin filament organization. The record is from RefSeq and is a predicted model, not a curated record. Lineage: Eukaryota; Metazoa; Chordata; Actinopteri; Cypriniformes; Danionidae. Gene Ontology annotation, cellular component: actin filament. Bases 434 to 1180 code for a protein of 248 amino acids.